Perkinsus marinus ATCC 50983 is the source of this 1068-nucleotide messenger RNA. RefSeq lists its product as hypothetical. The record is from RefSeq and is a predicted model, not a curated record. Bases 22 to 1068 code for a protein of 348 amino acids. The transcript has a single exon. NCBI's taxonomy places the organism in Eukaryota, Perkinsozoa, Perkinsida, Perkinsidae.
AGUUCACUUCCUGACCCGCUCAUGGAUGCUAAACUGCAGCAGCCGCCUACCUUAUUCGAAGUCCUAGGCGUCCCGCCUUCGGCUAAUGAUGCGCGUAUAAGGAGGGCGUAUCUCGACCUGUCCCUGAGGUUUCAUCCUAACUCUACUACUGGAGCUGCGUCUCCCAAGGCUGGUCAAGCUUGUGGAGAAUUCUUCAAGACUAUCAAGAACGCCUACGACAUCCUGUCCGAUCCUGCUCUACACUCCUGCUAUCUCGAAAACAUGCGCUUCGGUUCGAGCGCCGCUCUUGUGGCUGUAGAGCGACUGCGACAAGGUCGUGCUGUUAACAGAAGAGCGGAUACGCUUCAACUCUAUGCUGACGCACUCAAUUUAUUUCCCAAUCUCAGCAAGAACUCCGACCCGCCUACUGGGGAGUCACUACCUGGCAACCUGGAAGUGGAUUCUCGUCCUUCUAACUCCAUGCGAGGAUCUUAUGCCCAUCCGUAUGCUCGAGCUCGACCUUCUCCCGGAAGCUCAUCAUUUAACUUAUUGCCGCAAUACCCGUUAGGGACGCAACAAGCUGCUUCAAACCAAGCACCUCAUAAGCCUAUUCAAGGAGAGCUCCUGCUGGGUGUCACAUUGUCUACUACCGGGUUCUAUGUUUAUGUAUAUCUGGGGCCUGGUCAAUUCGUACGAGGUCCUGAUCGCCCUACCCUGUUGUUGGCUGUGAAUGAUGGUGCAAGGCUUGUUAAAGGUAUGGAGAGCCAUAAGAUCUACGAGGUGCUCGCUGCUCUCUUGGAAGAGGCCCGACAACCAUGGAGUGUCCAAACUCAAGGUUCUCCCUCGAUGCUUCCGUUGGGCCGGGUUAUGCCCAGUAAUUUCCGAGAAGGCGAAGCGUUGUCCAGGCACCUUCAGAAUGGCAUUCCUCAAAGAGAGUCUCCUUUGAACGUAGCCACAUCGGAGCCGAACCGGGAAGCAUGGAAUCAGGCUGCGAUGAAUGCUGGUCGACCUAUGGUGUAUCCAUCUCCAGGAGGGGUACGUAGGACUUCUGCAUCAAUGCACUUGUCGUUAUCCUCCUUUGUCAGAUGA